Paramacrobiotus metropolitanus is the source of this 918-nucleotide messenger RNA. RefSeq names its product keratin, type I cytoskeletal 9-like. The coding region runs from base 1 to 918 and encodes 305 amino acids. The record is from RefSeq and is a predicted model, not a curated record. NCBI's taxonomy places the organism in Eukaryota, Metazoa, Tardigrada, Eutardigrada, Parachela, Macrobiotidae. The transcript has a single exon.
AUGUUCCUCACCGUCUUUAUGUUAAAUGGUAUUUUAUAUGGCGUUCUGGCCGGUAGUAGCGCAAACCAGCAGACGGAAUCAGCGCAAGCAUCCAACUGGGGAACCGGAGAAAGCCUUCCUAGUGCAGUGGCACAGGGCUUGCCAUCGAUUUUCUCCAACACCAAGUCGGGCGCCGGUGGAUUCCCAGGCUUUUUGAAUGGUGGGAAUCUGCGCUUGACCGGUGAACCGCCCAGCGGUAUCCAUGGCAUUCAAGGGGGAUUGAAUAUCCCGUCCGGAAUUAAUUCUCUGGGUGAAAGCGGUAAUUCAGCAUCCGGACAGUACAGCGGUGGAAGUUUACGAGCGGAUAGCAAUGGUGGCGCGGUUGAUUUCACCGGCGAUGCCAGUGGGCGGCGCCCCGCCGGUCUCGGCCAGGUUGUUGUCGGCAUCCCCCGAGUGAAUACCGGUGAAAAUCCCGCUGACCAGUUGGGAGCUAACUGGGGAUCGUUUGUCGGAUCAGGUAUGGGAGAUAUCGGGCGACUGAGUGGGCUGAGCCGAGGGGAAGCGGGCGCCGGCGCUGGCGACCUGACUGGUUUCUUUGGAGGUGGCGCCUUCGGCAAAGGGGACACUGGUGUGGACGCCACUGGUGGCUAUCAGGGCGGAGAGCGUCGCCGGGAACGAGAGCCUCAGAGCGGAUAUACCGGCGGCGCUGAGGGCGUCAGCGGACGGUUUGACAAACUCCCGCAUGGUGGACGCUUUGGUGGACAUGGUGGUGAACAUAUGGGUCAUGACGGGGCAUUUAAGCAUGGACUCGGUGAAUUCUUCUCCAAUCUGAUGGAUAACAUGAAUGACGGAUAUGGCUCAGGUGGUACCAGCACCUGCUCAGGGUUGUGGAGUCGGUUAGUAUCGUUUUUCGCCGGUUUGGCUUUGUUGAUGCAUUGA